Saprolegnia diclina VS20 is the source of this 954-nucleotide messenger RNA. RefSeq lists its product as hypothetical. The transcript has 8 exons. Gene Ontology annotation, biological process: meiotic strand invasion involved in reciprocal meiotic recombination; homologous chromosome pairing at meiosis; meiotic joint molecule formation. The record is from RefSeq and is a predicted model, not a curated record. Gene Ontology annotation, molecular function: double-stranded DNA binding; recombinase activator activity. Gene Ontology annotation, cellular component: DNA recombinase auxiliary factor complex; condensed nuclear chromosome. Bases 1 to 954 code for a protein of 317 amino acids. NCBI's taxonomy places the organism in Eukaryota, Oomycota, Saprolegniomycetes, Saprolegniales, Saprolegniaceae.
AUGGGACGCAAGGACGACUCCUCCGAAGACGACUUCCUACUAGAGAGUGAUGACGAUGACGACUUCGUGUCUUCGGCGCCGGCGAAGGCCAAGUCGCCGGCCUCGGCCAAGGCCACGCCCAAGCGGAAGAAGCCGUCCGAGAGCGACGGCGACGCGUCCGAUAGAUUGGAAGACGACGAUGACUUCGAGCAAGUCAAGAAGGCCAAGACAAGCAAGAAGUCGCCGGGGCCCAAGCCGGCCAAGAAGAUGCCUGCUGUAGAGAAGAAGCCGACCAAGAAGGAGCCUGAGAAGAAGGAGCCCGAGAAGCCCAAGGACAUGAUGAGCCAGUCGCAAGCGGAAGAGGAAGUGGCCAAGUACAUGCGCCAGACAAACCGCCCCUACAGCGUCCUCAACGUCUUUGAGAACCUCCAUCGACGCAUUGGCAAGACGAUGCUGACCAAGAUCCUCGACGUUCUCGUCGAAAAGGGCGAGAUCAAGUGCAAGACAUAUGGGAAGAGCCAAAUCUACUACUACAACCAAAAAAAGCUGCCGCCCCCGUGCAGCACGACCCUUGCGCAAACCGAAGCCGCCAUUCAGACGGUGGCUGACGACGUGCAGAACGCCGAGCGCGCGCUCAAGGAGGCAGAGUCGGUCCUGCAUGGGCUCUCCAACCAAAUGACGGACGCGGAGCUCGACCAGCAGAUCACCGAGUACACUACGCAAGUGGCAACGCUGUCAGCGACGUUGCAGCGCCUGGACGAUCCGAACCGCGCACCGGUGGCUCCCGAAAAGAAAAAGGCCAUCUCCGAUCAGUUCACCAAGUACAAGACGGCGUGGGUCAAGCGCAAGCGCAUCGUCAUGGACGCCAUCGACCAGAUCGCGGAAGGCAUGGAGAAGAAGCGCAAGGACGUGCUGGAUCUCUGCGGCAUCGAGACGGACGAGAGUGUCGGUGUCAAGGCGAUUCCGUCGCUUUAG